Molecule: messenger RNA, 171 nt
Organism: Peronospora matthiolae
Lineage: Eukaryota; Oomycota; Peronosporomycetes; Peronosporales; Peronosporaceae
Source: the annotation of a GenBank genome assembly
AUGCUGCAGCAGCUACGAACCCGCACACCAGUGCACCUGCUGCAGCUGCAGUCCCAUCCAUUCCCGCACCGAUUCGUGGGAAGCGGCAUGGGUCGACUGACCCUGAAGACGACGUUCAAAACGUCAGCGGCGUACGUACAAUCUUGCCGCAGUGGCUUCGGACUCCCAUGA